Messenger RNA from Thermochaetoides thermophila DSM 1495, 4401 nucleotides. Its product is annotated as putative actin cytoskeleton-regulatory complex protein. Gene Ontology annotation, biological process: endocytosis; endosomal transport. NCBI's taxonomy places the organism in Eukaryota, Fungi, Ascomycota, Sordariomycetes, Sordariales, Chaetomiaceae. Gene Ontology annotation, cellular component: plasma membrane; cytoplasm. The record is from RefSeq and is a predicted model, not a curated record. Gene Ontology annotation, molecular function: protein binding; calcium ion binding. The coding region runs from base 1 to 4401 and encodes 1466 amino acids. The transcript has 3 exons.
AUGUAUUCCAACCCCAACUCGUUCCUGCGCCCCGGCGCUCCGCAGUAUGCGACCGGCCAGCCUCAACCCCAGCAACAGCAGCCCAGCCCCUUCGCUCCACAACCAACCGGCUUCGUCCAGGCGCCGCUGCAACCGCAGUAUACCGGCUUCCCGGGCUCGGGCUUGCAGACGUCUCAAGGACUUGGCCAGUUACAGCCCCAGUUCACCGGCUAUGCUCCGACUACCCAGCAGCCCAUGGGCUCGGCGAUGCCGCCGGUGCCGGCAAUCCCUCCGCAGUUCCAGCAGCAGUUCCAACAACAGCAACAGCAGCAACCGUCUCCGUUUGCUACAGCCCCGGCCCAGCCUACUACCCAGGCCCUGACUCCUCUGCCUCCUCCGGUCAAGCCGCAGCCUACCGGUUUUGCCCAGAUGACCGCUUCGUUCCAGGCUCUUGGGAAGCCAAAGACCACAACCGUGACAACGACUACAACCACAGCCACGAAGAAGGUCAACAACGUGCCGAAUAUCCGCUUGUCUUUUAUCACGGCGGCGGAUCAAGCCAAGUUUGAGCAGCUCUUCAAGUCUGCCGUGGGCGACAAGACCACUAUGCCGGGGGAGAAGGCGAGGGACCUCCUGUUACGUUCAAAGCUCGAUGGAGAGACGCUCGCUCAUAUCUGGACUCUGGCCGAUACCACUCGAUCCGGCGAACUUCACUUCCCCGAGUUUGCCCUUGCUCUGUAUCUCUGUAACCUCAAGCUUACCGGCAAGCAGCUGCCCCAGCAACUCCCCGAGAAGAUCAAGAAUGAGGUUUCCAGCAUCGUGGAUAUCAUCAACUUCAGUGUCACAGAGGAGGGAUCUAGCUCUACGCCAGCUGCCAGUGCUCCAGCGCCGCAGACCACAACCGCGGCUCCUACCCUCCACCACCCUCAGCCUCAACCUUCAAAUUCGCAGCUUCUGCAAGCUCAUAUGACUGGGUUUCCCAGCCAGCCUACGGGCUUCCAGGCCCCGACUAUCCAGGUUCAGCCAACUGGGGUUCCUCCGACCACAACCCUUAGUGCUCUCCCACCACCAAUGCCUCCGAUGCCUACGGGCUUUGGCUCGACUUUGUCGCCUAACGCUGGUCCUACAGGCAUGGCCGCCCCACUGAAUGCUCAGCCAACUGGCCGUCCUGGUCAAUGGGGGCUUGUCAAUGCCCCUGCGACGGGCCUUCCUAACUUGGAUGCUCUCCAAGCGCGUAUGAUGCCGAAGGCGGGUCGUGAACAGCAAACCUACACGACUGCCGGGCUGCAAGGCAAUGCCGUGAUUCCGUGGGCAAUCACAAAAGACGAAAAGGCCAAGUAUGACGAGUUGUUUCGUGCUUGGGACGGUUUGAACAAGGGGUACAUUACGGGCGAGCAGGGUAUCGAGAUCUUCAGCCAGAGUGGCUUGGACAGGUCGGAUCUCGAGCGCAUCUGGACGCUUGCCGAUAACGGCAACAAGGGACGUUUGGAUCUGGAUGAGUUUGCCGUGGCCAUGCACUUGAUCUACCGCAAGCUGAAUGGCUAUCCGAUUCCCAAUCAGCUCCCGCCCGAGCUUGUUCCUCCAUCUGCGCGGAACCUUAGCGAGUCCCUCGGCACAAUCAAGAAUUUGCUCCACCAAGAAUCUGACUACCGCAAGAACACGGGAGCAUCCCUGCUUCCGCAGAAGACUGGCGUUAGCUAUCUCAAGAGCCAUUCGUUCAAGUCGAGUCCUGGCGCUUUUAAUAGCCGUAAGGAUGCCACUGUUUUCAAGAACAACGAUGACGAGGUCAGCUACAGAUCCAGCGCGAGACGCAGGGCUGUCACCCCGUCACCGCGCGCGGAUUCCCCGGCGUCCACCAGCAACUCCUAUGACGACUUAACCCUCGAGCAACUGCGGAAGAAGGUUAAAGAGAAGCAGGUCCUGCUCGAUGCCAUGGACUUCCAGGAUGAGAAGCAGGCUGAGGAAGACGAGCUACUUGACUUGCGCGAUCGUCGUGAGGCAGAGGAUCUCUAUCGCCGCAUCCGGAGAAUUCAAGAAGAGAUUGACAAUCACCCCGAUUCCUGGAUGAUGACGGGCGAUUCUGAUGCCGAACGCAGAGCCCUUAAGCGGCAGCUGCAGAACCUGCUGGACAAGAUUCCGCAGUUAGCGUCUGAAGUUAGGAAGACUGAAAAGGCCAUUGCUGACGCCAGAAUGGAGCUGUUCCGCCUGAGGGAUGCCAAGGCUCAUCCGGGCAGCGCUUCUCUGAUUGUUGGCACCGGACCGGGUGGUACAGUGACCGAGGCGGACAGAAUCAAGGCUCGUGCUAAAGCCAUGAUGCAGCAACGGGCAGCUGCUCUGACUGGUAGGAAGAUCGAUACCCCGAGCAGCGAUCUGGAGGCCGAAAAGCGUUUGGAAGAGGAGAGCAUCAAGGUCCGGACGGAGAAGGAGACCAACGAGCGCAUGGUUCGUGAUGUCGAGGAUAGUGUGCGUGAGUUCGCCAAGACUAUUGAGGAUAACUUGAAGGAGGGCGCCCAGGAUUCUACGAGCGAGCAUGAGAAGCGCCGCUGGGAGGAUGGUCUCGGCGUUGAAGACGAGGUCAGGGAUUUCAUCUUUGAUCUGCAACGCCAGAGCCGUGCGGCUCGUAUCCGGGCCCAAGAACGGCAGGGUGGGCGACAGCCUGCUCAGGAACCCGUCAAGGCCGAGGUGCCCUCGGCAUUGCGUGCUGACAGCUCUUCUACGACUUCUCGCACGUCCACUCCUGCGUCAUCUACUCCCGCUGCUGCCGGCGGUUCAUACUCGCAGUUCAAGACGCCAGAGGAAAGGGCCGCUUACAUCAAACAACAGGCGGAGCAGCGUAUGGCUGAGAGACUCGCUGCUUUGGGCAUCAAGCCACCAAUCAAGCCUGGCGAGACGCCAGCUCAGCGGGCUGAACGUGAACGUGCCGAGCGUCUUGCCAAAUUGCGUCAGGCCGAAGAAGAAGACGCCCGCCGCGAAGCCGAAAGGCAGGCUAGGUUGGCCGAGGAGCAAGGCGUGCCGCCCCCUGUUGCUCUGCAACCUUCAAAGCCUGAAGGCAAGAAACCGCCUCCGCCCCCUCCCGGCAGAAAGACCUCUAAGCUGGAAGACAAGCGGGACGAAGAGGAGCUUGAUGCUAGGAAGGCUGAAGAAGAGGCAAGCAAGAAGGCAGAGGAAGAGCGUCUUGAGCGUGAGCGUGGGGAGCAGGAACGGGAGGCCCGUGAGCUUGAGGCACGUCUCAAAGCUCAGGAGGAUGAGCUUGCGAGAGAACGGGAAGAGGCUAAUGCUCGCCUUAAAGCUCUCGAGGAGCAAGUUCGUCUUGGGAAGCUCAAGAAAGAGGAAGAGAAGCGCCGGAAGAAGGCAGCGCUUGCUGAGGCUAGGGAGAAGGAAGCGCAGCUUGCUCGGCAGCGUGCCGAAGUCGAGGCUGCCCGCAAACGCGAGGAGGAGCUUCGCAAACAACUCGAAGCUCUGGAGAUGGAAAGUUCGUCGUCCGAUGACGAGGGACCGGAGCAGAUUGCGACACCUCAAGCAUCGACCCCCACUUUGGGCGGCAGCCAGAUCGUCAGCCAGGAGCCUGAGCAGCAGCCUGAGCCAGCAAGACCGCCCACACCACCUGCAGUUCCCCCAGCCCCUGCCGUCUCCCCGCCGAAGAUUGUCACCAGCCCUCCGGGGGAGACAGAGAGCCGCAAUCCUUACUUCAGGAUGAUGUCGCAGGCCCCGACCGAGAGCUCUGCCCCGGCAGCUCCUGCGGCUCCCGAACCUCCUGCAGCGCCGGCUGUACCAGCUCCUCCUGCGCCUCCGCCGCCGCAGCCUACUAAUCCAUUCCACCGCAUGACCCAAGCGACCAAGCCGGCUACUCAACCUACCUUCACCCCCAGGCCUUCUCACUUCGAUGACGAUGGCUGGGGCAGUGACAAGGACGAGUCAGAGGAGGAAUCGGAUGAUGAUCGGCCGGGCGGCAAGAGCGCCGCAGAACUCGCGUCGAUCCUGUUCGGCACUAUGGGCCCUCCCCGGCCCCUGUCUGCUACGGGCGACAAGUCGGCGGCCACUUCCCCUCCACCUACCAGCUCCCCUGUCCCUCCCCCUCCUCCGGCGCCUACAGAGCCUGCUCCUGCCGCAACCUCGGCUCCUCCUCCUCCGCCGCCCCCUCCUCCCCCAGCUCCUAGCGGUAGUGCCCCUCCGCCACCGCCUCCUCCUCCGCCGAUGCCGGCUGGCGGUGCUCCCCCCCCUCCCCCUCCUCCACCGAUCCCAGGCAUGGCCCCUCCCCCGCCGCCGCCGCCGCCUCCGGCUGCGGGUGACCUACCUGCCCCGACCCCAGCGGCCAGCCGUCCAGCCGGGUUCUUGGCCGAGAUUCAGGCGGGCAAGGCUCUCAGGAAGACGGUUACGCGCGACAGAAGCGGAGCUGCCGUGGCGGGUAGAGUUCUGGACUAA